UUUCAUGUGACCUUUCGGGCUGAUGAAAAGAUUAAACCGCACUAGGAAUGAGAUGAGGUCCCAAUAAUGGCGACGGCGCCGUGAGUAGUCGCCGGCUGCACCGCCGCCGGCGCCGCCACAGCGUCCUUCUCUUUCAUCUCCGCGCAAACACCUCGCAUGGCGGCUUCCCAACCUCUGCCGACCUCCUCGGCCACUCCCGCCGCGCUUCUGGCGCACCUCUCCGCCGCCCUCUCCGCCCCAAACUGGUACCUACACCCCUCCCUGCCGCAUCUCCCUGCUCUCCUUGCUCCGUCCCUCCCCCGGAUGCCCGACGUCCCACUCCCGAUUCGUCUCGCCGCCGCGACCGCCCGCGCCGCGGCGCCCUCCCGCUCCCUUCUCAGCCUUUCCCUCCCCAUCCUCUUCCGCCUCCACUCCCUCUCCCCGCCCCCGCUCCGCCCCCUCUUCGACCGCUCCUUCGGCUCUCUCUCCUCACCCACCUCUCCCGCUUCGCGCUCACCCCGCUCAUCCUCCGCCUCUUCGCUCACAUGCACCUCCACUCGCCGCCUGCCCCCACGGGCGUCACCUACAAUAUCCUCAUCCGCUCCCUCUGCCGCAGAGCCGACCUGCCCCGCGCCCUCCGGUACCUCAGCCUCAUGGUCCUCUCUGGCUGGCACCCCGACGCCUACACAUUCAACUCCUUGAUCGUGGGCUACUCCCGCACCCACCAGACCGACACUGCUCGUGAUCUGUUCGAUAAAAUGCCUUUGAGAGGAUUCCCGCGGGACGUGGUAUCCUAUGCUGCAAUGAUUGAGGGGUUAUGCGAGACGGGGAGGAUUGACGAGGCAUUGGACUUGUUCACGAAGAUGGAGCUGUGGGACAUGCAUACAUAUGCGGUCUUGGUGAAGGGCCUGUGUAAAGCAGGGCGGGGGGAGGAGGCGCUCCAGAUGCUGCAGAGGAUGAAGAAAUUGGGGUGGCGGCCAAGUACUUGCGCUUAUGCGGCCGUGAUUGAUUUAUGGUGUAGGGAGCAAAGGGUUGUGAAGGCUGAGGAAAUGCUGGAGGAGAUGUCUGACAAAGGGUUGGUGCCAUCUGUUGUUACAUGCACCGCGGUGGUCAAUGGGUAUUGUAAGGAGGGGAGGAUGAGUGAUGCGGUGAGGGUGUUUGAGAUGAUGAAGUUGAGGUGGUGCAAGCCGAACGUGUGGACAUACAAUGCACUGGUGUGGGGGUUCUGCAAGGAGGGUAAGGUGCACAAUGCAAUGGCUUUGUUGAAUCGGAUGAGAGCACAUGGAGUAGAACCAGAUGUUGUGACAUACAAUUUGUUAGUUCGGGCCCAAUGUGUUUAUGGGCAUAUAGAGAAUGCUUUCCGGCUACUUCGUUUGAUGGAAGGAGAUGGUUUAGCUGGUGAUAUAUACACUUACAAUGCGUUGGUGGAUGCUCUCUGCAAGAAUGGGAGGAUCGAUCAAGCUAGCUCCCUUUUUGAUAGCCUUGAAGGGAGAGGCAUAAAACCUAAUUUGGUGACAUUCAAUUCAUUGAUAGACGGGUUAUGCAAAUGUGAUCAAGUUGAUGUUGCAUGGUCAUUACUGGAAAAGAUGGUCUCAGCUGGUUGCACGCCGGAUACCUAUACAUACAGUCCAUUCAUCGUAUACCUAUGCAAGAUGAAGGGAUCACAAGAGGGUUUGUCCUUUAUAGAUGAGAUGCUAAAAAAGAGUGUUAAGCUCACGACGGUCAACUAUACCGUUGUAAUUGACAAGCUAUUCAAGGAGAGAAACUAUGGAUUGGCCACAAAAAUCUGGGGUCAAAUGGUUUCACUGGGUUGCAAUCCUGAUGCAGUUACUUAUACCACAUCUAUGCGUGCUUAUUGCAAUGAAGGAAGACUCAUUGAAGCCGAAAAUGUUGUGAGUGAGAUGAACAGAAGUGCAGUCACUGUAGAUACAAUUGCGUAUAACACGUUGAUGGAUGGGCAUGCAAGUAUUGGGCAGACAGAUUGCGCAGUCUCAAUCUUGAAGCAUAUGAAAAAUGUUGCUUCUAUGCCAAACCAGUUUACUUAUUUGAUCUUGCUUAGACAUCUUGUACAAAGGAGGCUAACAGAAGGUGUGCCUUUGUAUGUAGCUGGUUUAUGGAAGACCGCCAGGCUUACUGAUAUCUUUGAAUUGUUUGAGACAAUGAAGAAGAAUGAUAUUAUUCCUAACAUGGAUACUUAUUCUGCAAUUCUGGAGAGGUUCUCUGAAGAUGGAAGAUUGAAAGAGGUGACAUCAUUGGUUUCUCGUAUGAAAGAUGAUAAUCUGUCUUUGAAUGAGGACAUCUACACUGCUCUCGUUAUGUGUUUAUGCAAAUCAAGACAGUAUUCCGGUGCAUGGGCGUUGCUUCACUCCAUGAUUGGUCGUGGUUUUGUACCACAACUGAUGUCCUAUCAGCACCUGCUUUGCGGGCUUAUUAGUGAAGGACAAGCUCAUAUGGCUGAAGAAAUUUUUGGAAACUGUAGAUGGGAAGACUACAAUCCUGAUGAAAUUGUGUGGAAAGUAAUUAUUGAUGGCCUGAUAAGAAACGGUCAUUCAGAUAUAUGCCGUGACAUGGUAUCCAAAUUAGAGCAGAGAAACUGCAGACCAAGUAAUCAAACAUAUGCAAUGUUGGCAGAAGAAUUGUCUACCAGGGGAUAAUAUAUGCUACAUUCACCCAGUCGUGCAACACUGCUGAGCAAAGCUUCCAUCAGCAGUGUAAAAUGCGCCCAAUCAAAGGCUUGUACCCACACAUGAUGUAUCCUACUGGACACCGGAGUUACAUAUUACAUGGAUCAUUCAACACACACUGGGUUCAUGUUUUAUUGCUCUCUCAAAGGUACUGGAUUGAUCUUCAAUAUCGAACAGAUGUGGAUUCGGACUUCCAGCAUGAGGUCUAACAAUUGUCUGGAGGUUGGCAUUGGGAUAAUGAGCCUGAACCCUACCUAGUACCCGAUGAGCCCCUUCAAAAGCAGUAAAGUACAUCCAAACAUCAAGUUGAUUGGAGGGAUUCGCUAGCAACUUUAGGAUGACCUCAAGGUCAGACGUCAAGUCAGGAUGCCCAGCAAAUAAAGUACCAGCAGCAAUCCCAAGCGCGCCGGUCAUUUGCUCUGCAACAGAGGCAACCUUCAAAAGCCAUUUCUCCGGGUCAUCAAUCUGGAUGGCCGGCAAAGGACCCGCAAUGGAGAUAGAAGCAGACAUAUAAGAAAAUGAUAAUUGCUCACACAACUACGCGCAUGGGACCUCUCUGCACAAACCUCGGGCGGUGACGGAGCAGAUUUUCGUCAGGUCCCUGGUAGGUGUCCAAGUGCAGCUGGAAGUCAUGAAUCGAAGGUCACAGGAGGGGUUUAUCCAGGGAUCUUGCGACCCCUAAGGCUCCGACCUCUGAUGCUGCAGAGGUGGCUGUGCUGAUGCUGCCUGAUGAUUCUCCACUAGUUCCUUAGGAGGUCGCCCCGCUCGUUACCCGUAAGUGUUUGAGAAUAUUUUUUUUAUUUCGAGUUUUCUUCUCAACCUCUGGUUCGUAUUUUGUAGCCGCAGAGGUCCUAUGUGGUCUCCCUAACGGCGUUGGUGCCGCGCUGGACUCUGUUGAUGCUGCUGGCUCUGGCGUCGUGCUUGCUCACAGAGGGGUGACUGAGGAGGCUAACGUGGGCCACUCUGCUACUGCAGGCCCCAUGUCCUCUGCAGCGCCUGUUGCUGCGGUAGCAGGCGCGCUGGAAGUCUUGAGCACCCAGAUGGAUGGGCUCGUCGACCUUGGCCUUGUUUGGAUACUCUAACACAGUUAGAGUUAGAGUUAUUUUCUAACCCACUCUAACCCAAAUAAGCACCUCUUCACCGUGAUAGUUGGGUUAGAUGGAACUAACCCACUCUAAUCCUCCCUGUUUGGAUACUUUUGGAUUAUUUGAGCUUCCAACUAACCCAAACUAGCUCUAACCCCAUGAUCUAAACAGGUCCCUUGAGGAGGCUUGCUGUUAGGUGACGCCUUUGUCUUCGAUUACACAAUGCAGCUAUUAGCCCCGGAGACCGGACGAGAUGUCACUUCCGAACUCUCGUUCGGGCUUGUUGUUUGUUCUUGACAGUUUCCUCCUGCAGAAGGUGGCGACUCCGGAGGGCGAGGCAGGCAACCUCAAGUGCUAGCUGGAAGCCCAUCGACAGGAGGUUGUGGGCCUGUUGACGUCAUUGGUCGGUUCCAUCUAUAAGUCAUCAGGUUGCAUCUGAUUCGGUCGGAUUUUUACUGUGAUCUUGUGUACUGGCUAAUUACUUUUAACUUCUUGCUCCACAACUGCUAAGGAGGCCGCAACCUUGCGGCAGGAGUUGUCCGAGUCACAGAGGUCGCGUGGCAAGCUCCGGACUGCAAUGGGCGUCACGGACGGCGAGCCCAAGGAGUACCGGCAGAGAUAGCCAUCCUCGAGAGCACGAUGGCCAGCAAAACGCGGAGCUGCCGAAGCAGGCGGCUGUCCUGAAGAAAAAGGAGGCCAUCGCCGAGCGGGUCGGUGAGGCCCGGUCUGCUGCGGAGGACCUGGUGAAGCAGUUGAUGAAGCUACUUCAGGACCUGGAGGCCGCUGCUAUGCAUAAGCUUUUAUUUCUUCCGCGUAGUUUCCCAUUGCUUUGGCCAUGGCUUGAUGGGAUGUUCCUUUUGUAGUGCCACUUCUGGACGUCGCCCGUGUGGACCCAGUGAGGCGUCUCAAGCAUGUUGCUGACUCACGCAACGGAUGUGCACGACGCUAGGCAUGCCGUGUGGAACGCUAUACCGCGGCGAGAAGGACCUCGACGACACCUUGGACGGUGUCGUCAAGCUGCGGGAGAAGGCACCUGAUCAGCUUCUGGACUAGCAGUACUCUGCAGCGUAUGAGGGCGCUAUGCGGGUACUGGCUAGUGUGAGGGUGCAGCUUCCGAACGCCGACCUUGGCAUCAUCGUCCAUGGCACUCCUGACUCCUGAGCGUCCACCCCCGGAGCCCUGGUCAGUGGAGGUCUGGUCCGAGGCCGAGUAUGUUGCGGAUGCCUACAAGAUGGAGGAGAUUCUGAAGUGGUGCUCAGCUCGUGGGGAGGGCAAGUAGACCUCUUAUAAUUUGAAACACCAUUUUUUUUCAAAAAGGGGGACUCCCCGGCCUCUGCAUCAGAAUGAUGCAUACGGCCACAUUUAUAAAUAAAAUAGGUUCAACAAGGUCUGAAU
Molecule: messenger RNA, 5143 nt
Organism: Triticum dicoccoides
Lineage: Eukaryota; Viridiplantae; Streptophyta; Magnoliopsida; Poales; Poaceae
Product: pentatricopeptide repeat-containing protein At5g65560-like
Exons: 3
Coding region: 525-2633 (702 amino acids)
Molecular function (GO): mRNA binding; protein binding
Source: RefSeq, a predicted model, not a curated record